AGAAUGGAUAUCUCAUUACCGGACAAUGAGAGAAGUAUAAGAACAGCAUUUCACAAGAAAAAGGAAGAAUUGAUUAAUGAAAAAAGAAUGUUCAUGGACUGUCCGAAAUGUCUCAUGAUCUUCUUUGAUAUGAUCAUGUACCGUAUGCAUAUGGCAAUGCACAUACCUCUACCAUCUACUGACAAAAUGUCCCUUGAGUCAUCUGACACGUGGAAAUGCUCGUUGUGCAAGAGAGAGUUCUCGGAUCGACGAGAGUUUUAUAUUCACACAGUUAAAUACUCACAUUCUUUGAUUCCACGUGGAUUUUUCGUCCCUCCAGCCCUUCCUUACCAUUUUGGUCUUCCCGAUUUGGCGUCACUCUGUCAACCAAGUGAUUUAUUGAAAGAACUCGCUGAGUUGGUGAAAGCUAAUGCCACAGAUAAAUAAUGUGUUUUUGCGAAUUGUAA
This is a messenger RNA of Caenorhabditis elegans, 446 nucleotides long. Its product is annotated as C2H2-type domain-containing protein. The coding region runs from base 4 to 426 and encodes 140 amino acids. The transcript is spliced from 2 exons. Lineage: Eukaryota; Metazoa; Nematoda; Chromadorea; Rhabditida; Rhabditidae. The record is from RefSeq and is marked reviewed.